UGUUGGUAUCGACAAAUGCAUCUCUCCAGUCUCUACUGCUACUCAGGGUUCGAAAAGGUUAGUGUAAUAUCAAGCUACACUUUUGCGAUAUGGUUCAAUAUUCUUUCCGACGGGGACGUGUUAUCUUCAACGGAAAAUAACUUGCUCAAUGUAAUUCGGUUCUCGCCUCUUGACCUGUCAGAUGAUUUGGUUAUCGCCGUUAACAUGCUGCGAGCACGACCGAAACAGGUCGUACUUAAUUGCCAAAGAAAACGUACAAAAUUAGCACUGCUUGACGACAUAAAUACAAAGCCAGUUGAGUUCCUUUUGCCGUUUGUAAAAUCUCAACACUCCAACGUCACAGUAACUGCUCCGCGCAUGGAGCAAUUUUGUAAAUAUGAAAAUGACGCCCGCGAUACUGUUUACUGUAUCCUUCAAACGUACAAGAUACGAAGAACCUCAAACACAUCCUUAGCCGUCGCGCCAUUAGGUUUUUGGACGCUUGAAAAUGGUACUGAAAAUUUAAGAUCGUUUUUACCGGUGGAGCGUAGACUAGAUUUUCACGGAUUUCCAUUAAUUCUGGGGAAAAAGAAGUACACUCAAGAUGCCACUGUGGCAAAUGAAAACAUUAUCGAAGAAAACAAUGAUCCGGAUAAUAUGGAAAAAAUAGCGGAUUACAUCAGAUCAUUUUUGAAUGCCAAGGAGCGGGAUAUAACAUAUGUAAGUCUGGGAUUAAAAGGGACAAAUGACGAAUGGAGCGACCUGUUGGGAGCAGUAGUUAAACAAGAAGUCGAUUUAGGCUUGGACACGGUUAUUAAAACACCCGAGAGAUACGAAGAUAUGUCAUUUUCGCAUAACGUCAUGUUAUCUAUACGAAACAUUUACCUGAAGCCUGAAGAGUCGCACUCAGCCCGAGAUAUUUUUCUCGUUCCGUUCGGGAAGAAAUUACUGCUCUCAUUGGUUGCUACCAUCAUUAUAAUCGCCAUCGUCAUGGCGAUUUAUUUGAGAUCGUUACAACGAACGAAUUCCUCCAAAAAUGUUUUGGGUCAGCGAUGUUUCUCUGACUCUGCCGUCUGGUGUUUGGCUGUGUUUAGUAUGCAGGGUAGCUUAAUAAAACCGAAAACAUAUUCAGGAAAUGUUAUUGUGGUUACAUCGUUAUUGCUUGCCUUGAUAGUAUACAAUUCAUACCAGGCCUUCAUCACCUCUGUGCUGUCAAUAAAACUCACUAGUAUUCGCACUGUAAGCGAUUUACUAGAUAGUGAUUAUGAUAUCGGCUACACGAAGAAUAGCCAGGACGAAAUUUUUUUACGAUCCAUGAACAACGUGUCUCAAUUGAAAGAAAUUUAUCUGCGAGGAUAUUUACACAACAAUAUAAAGAACAUUACCGAAGGACUAAUAAAGGCAACGAAUGGAAAUUAUGGAUUUUUUGCGACAAAUCAUUUGGCGCGGAAACAGCUUCUAAAAAUUAGUAGCUACAAAUGUAAGUACGAAAUUAUGGAAAUUCCCAUUGCAUCUACAAUGAAGAGCGUCGCUUUUCCUAUGGCAAAACACUCUCCAUAUAACAAGCUUAUCAAUUUAUGCCUUAUAAAAAUGUAUGAGUCCGGAAUACACGACUAUAUAAUUACACUGAUCGCACCCGGCUUACCAGCCUGCAAUAAACCAAGAACUUAUCAAAGUGCGAGGAUCAACGAUUUAACUACAGCUUUCGCCAUAUUGGGUCUGGGUGUUAUGCUAUCAAUGGGAAUACUAAUAGCAGAGAGACUUUGGAAAAACAAAAAUAAGGUUUUUAGGUUUCUUAAGGGCGAUCGACAUGGCGUACGCCCUUUUCAUUUCACAAAAUAAAGAAAAACUGGACCAACUGCAUAAUGUUUUCGGCAUGGAACCUGAGUAUUGUAGCUGGUAUUUAAAGUUAUGAAUAGAGCAUUAAUCAAAA
Messenger RNA from Cylas formicarius (sweet potato weevil), 1912 nucleotides. Its product is annotated as glutamate receptor U1-like. The record is from RefSeq and is a predicted model, not a curated record. The transcript has 9 exons. Gene Ontology annotation, cellular component: membrane. Gene Ontology annotation, molecular function: ligand-gated monoatomic ion channel activity. NCBI's taxonomy places the organism in Eukaryota, Metazoa, Arthropoda, Insecta, Coleoptera, Brentidae. Bases 16 to 1821 code for a protein of 601 amino acids.